Molecule: messenger RNA, 924 nt
Organism: Manihot esculenta (cassava)
Lineage: Eukaryota; Viridiplantae; Streptophyta; Magnoliopsida; Malpighiales; Euphorbiaceae
Exons: 1
Coding region: 285-647 (120 amino acids)
Source: RefSeq, a predicted model, not a curated record
CAUAAUUAUACAUAUUUAAUAUAUAUUUUAAUAUAUAAAAAACUGGAGCUUUUCUCUGACACGUGCACCAAUCUCGACACUUGAAUGAAGAGUGGUUCUACUGUCAAACCGAACUUGUUACUCCUGCUCCAAGCAUGCCCAACUACGCUCCUCCAAAUAUCCCCUAACAAAAGUAGUUGAGAUUAGGUUAUGUCAGUUCAAGUCAGGUAGUUCUCUUCUCCAAUUAUAUAUAUAAAAAUCCACUUUUGCCUUUCAACAAACAUCUACCCUGCAAUUUCUUCACAAUGUCUCUCACUUUCCUUGCCUCUCUGCGCGAUCGGAUUUCAAUGCGUUGGCCCCUCCUGCUAUACGCCGCCACAUGGACUGCACUUCUGACAACGAUAGUGGCUGUGGCUUCUUUCUCGCCUGAGAUGGCUUUUGUAUCAGCAAUAUCUACUUCGUCUGCGUUUUCUCGGAAGUGUGAAGCACAAGGAACCGUCAGAGUUCCAGUGGACGUGCCGGGAGAGAUUGUGUGCUUGCCGGCUCAACUGUUUGUAAGAUCAAAGAUCGAUUUGAUUGUUCCUCCAGUUUUCGCGGCCGUUGUAGUGGCUGGGUCCGCUUGGGUAGUUCGGGCAAUGGGCCUCUGGGACGAUCAUGAGGCCCGUUGAGGGGCUUUUUUUUAUAAAAAAAAUUUUUUUUAUUCUCAUUUGUUUUUUCACUUCAAUAUUAACUAGGGAAAGACAGAAAUUUGGUUCAUUUCAAAAUAAGUUUCAAUUUCUAUUAUUUUGAAUGAUUAAUUUUAGUUAUUAGACUAUUAUAAGUAAACUCUAUAAAAUCUUGAGAACUUCAGGUAUUGAGAUUUGUGUUGCAAGGUUAUUCUUUGGGUUUAUUUAGAAUAAGAUGGUAUUGAGGCAUUGUUUAGUUGAAGGUUUGUAAAAUAAUAAG